Molecule: messenger RNA, 1134 nt
Organism: Rotaria sordida
Lineage: Eukaryota; Metazoa; Rotifera; Eurotatoria; Philodinida; Philodinidae
Source: the annotation of a GenBank genome assembly
AUGAAUAAUCAAAUGUUCAAUAUAUCACAUUCAUCAUCUAUCUGCGAUCAUUGUUCAAAUAAGAGACGAUUUAUUAUUGUUAUAUUUGUUAUUUUUACAAUAUUACUUGUAACAACCAUAAUAUUGAUUGUACUUGCUAGUAUAAAACCAUGUCUCUUUAUAAAAUGUCAUUUACGAGCGACAGGAUGCAUCAAUCGAUCACUAUUCAAAGGACAAUGUAUUUGUGAUUCUAAUACUGCUGGUAAUGGUCGAACAGUUUGUGAUGAAUGUGGAAUAACGUAUACUCGACCGAAUGCUCGUAUUAUUGGUGGAGUAGAAGCUAGUGAAUAUAGUUGGCCGUUUGCUGUUCUUAUUCGACAACAAUAUAAGAGAAUAGUUACACUAAAUAAUAGAUCUUGUUUAAUUUCAGCAUCGUGGAUGUGUGGAGGAACAUUAAUUAAUCAUAAGACAAUUUUAACUGCGGCGCAUUGUUUGAAAACAGCCGGUGAUACAUUCGAUUAUAAAACAUUUGCAGUUUCUAUUGUCUGGAAUAAAUAUUAUUCAAAUAUCGAAAGUACGUUAGAAGUUAGUGUAGGUUUAUAUGAUCGACGAAAAGCAACUGAACGACGUAUUGUAAAAGUUCUUCAAGUAAUUCUACAUCCAUUUUAUAAUGAUAGACAUUUACUUAAUGAUAUUGCAAUUCUUAAACUUGAAGACUAUCUACGACCAUCACCUAAAGUUCAAUUUGCUUGUUUACCUUAUUUAUUAUCUGAAAUAAAUACAAUAGGUAUUGUUGUUGGUUUUGGUGAUACUUUUCCAGGUGCAAAUAAAGGCUCAUCUAUUCUUAGACAAGUUAAUCUAACUAUAUAUCCCAACGAAUUUUGUAUUAAUGUUGCACCAUCAACAAAAAAAAAUUGGAAUACACAAAUAUGUUGUGGUGAUUUGAAUGGAGAACGUGAUACAUGUCAAGGUGAUAGUGGUGGUGGCUUAUAUAUUCAACGAAAUUUAUCAAAUAUAUUAUAUUAUAGUAUUGAUGGUAUUGUUUCUUAUGGUGAACAAUGUGCUAGUCCAAUGAAACCGGGCAUUUAUACACGAGUAUCAAAUUAUAUUGAUUGGAUUCAAGAAAACAGUGAUUUUGAUAGAAUUGAAAUUUAA